Messenger RNA from Amyelois transitella, 1778 nucleotides. Its product is annotated as sialin. Gene Ontology annotation, cellular component: plasma membrane. The record is from RefSeq and is a predicted model, not a curated record. Gene Ontology annotation, molecular function: transmembrane transporter activity. Gene Ontology annotation, biological process: monoatomic anion transport; transmembrane transport. The coding region runs from base 135 to 1466 and encodes 443 amino acids. The transcript is spliced from 5 exons. Lineage: Eukaryota; Metazoa; Arthropoda; Insecta; Lepidoptera; Pyralidae.
GAGUGAACGUUAAUCGAGAAAAUGACUCCAAAUAUUAAUAUUUAAUAAAUGAAUAAAUAUAUCUUAUAAACACAAAAAUACUACCGUGAUACAAAAUAUAUAAAUUAAAUGUAAUUUUAUUAAAUAAUAAUAAAAUGAUUCCUCGGAGAUAUUAUAUAGCUUUGAUGAUAUUUUUAAGUUGUUUUUAUAAUGAUAUGAUAAAAGUUAAUCUCAGUGUAAAUCUAGUGGCGAUGGUUCCUGUUACUAACAAUACAGUAUCAGCAAAUCAGAGCACCAUAUCCUGGAGUGCAUAUGAAAGAGCAUUGCUGCUGUCUUCGUAUAGCUGGGGCUUCCUCGCUGGUAAUCUAUCUGGAGGGUACGUCGGACAAAGGUUCAGCCCAAAGAUACUAAUGUUUAUUGCUAUACUUGGUGGAGGCCUGAUCACGCUCAUCAGCCCAACUGUGGCAAAACUUACCUACGUGGGAUUCCUCGUUAUAAGAAUAGUGAUUGGAUACUUUGGGGGUAUCGCGUUCCCACUGUCACACUGCCUAAUAGCCAAUUGGGCUACGCCCAACGAAAGAGGUAUAUUUGUAGGGGCUCUUAUCAGUGGAAGCCUGGGAACAUUUGUUUCAUGGACUAUUUGCGGCUUCGUCAUCGACGCCUUUGGUUGGGAGUGGGGUUUCUAUGCUUUCACCGUGUUCCUACCAUUUGUCGUUGCACUCUGGUGGUAUCUUGUUUACGACACCCCAUCUGAACACCCUACUAUAUUGCCUGAUGAGAAAGAAUAUUUGGAAGACUUUGUAGAAUUAAACAAGGAAAAACCCACUAAGGACCGGAAAGUACCAACAUGGAAAUUCCUGACUAGUAUCCCUGCCAUAUCAUUGCUGAUUUUGAAUUUUAGCACCGGUUGGGGAGUACAUUUUGUCAGACAAUCUAUACCCAGUUACGUAGCAAAUGGUCUCGGAUACGACAUAAAAUCUACCGGAUAUUUAUCAGCCCUCACUUAUUUACUGAGACCUUUCUCCGCAUUUCUGAUCGGAGGCGUAGCAGAUGUGGUGUUAAAAAGGAAAUUGAUUACAUUAAAUCUGCUAAGAAAAGUGGCAGUUAUAUUUUCUCACAUGAUACCAGGAUGCGGCCUCCUGUCGAUGGUGUAUCCAAAUUUUCCGAAGAUAGUAUAUGUGAUGUUACUAGUAGUAACAAUGGGUCUGAAUGGAUUUGUGUCUAUAACUAGCGCUGCUAACAUUCACGACUUGACUGCGAACUAUGCUGGUGCACUGAGUGGCUUUCCGAUCUCAUUUAUAACGUGCGCUGGCAUUGUUACUCCGAUCGUUACUGCACAUCUGAUAAAGGAAGAUGAGACCAGUCUGGAUUUAUGGCGAUCAGUAUUGUACCUGGCUGCAGCGAUGUACCUAUUCAGCGGUUUGCAAUUUAUAAUCUUUGGAUCUACUAAACAUCAGUCCUGGGAUAAAAUAGAAAUGGAAAAAUAAGAAAAAGUGAAAAGAUAUUAUUUAUCAUUUAAAUUCUUUAAUAUAUUUUUAUUAUAGAAUAUACUUAAGUAGGUACACUUUAUCAUACAUUAUAUACAGGCAUGCAUACAUUCCAUUUAAUAAUAUUUUAUUACUCUUAAAACAAAAGAUGACACAUAACAAUGAGACACAAGUCUAGAUUCGAAUACACGAGUAAAAGUUAAUAUUUAAAAUUCAAUAAUAAAUCUGUAACAUUUAAUUUCUAAUUACAUAGAACGAUUAUUGACAUUCUAUUCAAAACAUACAAUAUUUUAUAUUAAAGUUGAAACUAUC